AUGCCGUGGCCGUGUAAGACCCUUUGCAUAAAUAUACGUUUAAAUACACAGCAUCCAAUAAAGUGUCCACAGAUUCUCUAUGCUCCAGCUAUUACUACAGUCUCUCUCAGGGUUCCUUUUUUCACCGAAAAGAGCUCUGCUUUCUUGGUCAGAUCACUUCUUAUCUGGGGAGGCUUCAUGUGUAUUGUGCAGUUUCCAUUCACACCAAUUAUCACAUCCAGAAAAGGUUCUCUGGUUUUGUGGUUCUUCACUCAGCUGCACUCCACAUUCUGCAAAUUGUUCCAAGAAAGAAGCUUGCUUUGGAAAAUGGAGGACAUGGGUUGUUAA
This is a messenger RNA of Prunus armeniaca (apricot), 327 nucleotides long. The record is from the annotation of a GenBank genome assembly. NCBI's taxonomy places the organism in Eukaryota, Viridiplantae, Streptophyta, Magnoliopsida, Rosales, Rosaceae.